Molecule: messenger RNA, 1646 nt
Organism: Grammomys surdaster
Lineage: Eukaryota; Metazoa; Chordata; Mammalia; Rodentia; Muridae
Gene: Rgn
Product: regucalcin
Exons: 7
Coding region: 132-1031 (299 amino acids)
Biological process (GO): L-ascorbic acid biosynthetic process
Molecular function (GO): enzyme regulator activity; calcium ion binding; gluconolactonase activity
Source: RefSeq, a predicted model, not a curated record
AAGCACUGUCUGAUUAGCAGGCUUCCCAGGAGUCAUUACAGCCCAGGUGUGGAUGGCAGUGUUUCCUUUGUCUUCUAUCUUAAAGAUAUUUUGAAAAAAAAAAAAAACUUCACUGUCCUUUUCCUAGGACCAUGUCUUCCAUCAAAAUUGAAUGUGUUUUACGGGAGAACUACAGGUGUGGGGAGUCCCCCGUAUGGGAGGAAGCUUCCAACUCUCUACUGUUUGUAGACAUCCCAUCAAAGAAUAUUUGUCGAUGGGAUUCCAUCAGCAAGCGAGUGCAGCGAGUCGCUGUGGAUGCCCCAGUCAGUUCAGUGGCACUUCGACAGUUGGGUGGCUAUGUUGCCACCAUUGGAACCAAGUUCUGUGCUUUGAACUGGGAAGAUCAAUCAGUAUUUGUCCUAGCCACAGUGGAUGAAGAUAAGAAAAACAAUCGAUUCAAUGACGGGAAGGUGGAUCCUGCUGGGAGAUACUUUGCUGGCACCAUGGCUGAGGAAACGGCCCCAGCCAUUCUUGAGCGGCACCAAGGGUCCUUUUACUCCCUCUUUCCUGAUCACAGUGUGAAGAAAUACUUUGACCAAGUGGACAUCUCCAAUGGUUUGGAUUGGUCCCUGGACCAUAAAAUCUUCUACUACAUUGACAGCCUGUCUUACACUGUGGAUGCCUUUGACUAUGACCUACAAACAGGACAGAUUUCCAACCGCAGAAUUGUUUACAAGAUGGAAAAAGAUGAACAAAUCCCAGAUGGAAUGUGCAUUGAUGCUGAGGGAAAGCUUUGGGUGGCCUGUUACAAUGGAGGAAGAGUAAUUCGCCUAGAUCCUGAGACAGGGAAAAGACUGCAAACUGUGAAGUUGCCUGUUGAUAAAACAACUUCAUGCUGCUUUGGAGGGAAGGAUUACUCUGAAAUGUACGUGACCUGUGCCAGGGAUGGGUUGAGUGCUGAAGGCCUUUUGAGGCAGCCUGAUGCUGGGAACAUUUUCAAGAUAACAGGUCUUGGAGUCAAAGGAAUUGCCCCAUAUUCCUAUGCAGGGUGAACUACAGCUCUUCCUUGCUAUCAGAAGAAAAAGCUUUGAAGAUAACUGAAGAAUUAAGGGACUGAAAUCAAUGAACUUUCAAUCUAGUUUUUUAAUGAUGUGUUGAUAUUUUAGCAUGGUUAAGCUUUAAUUUACACUUUUGAUUGGGUACUGAGGAGUAAACCUAGGGCAUAGCAUAUUAAUGAAGAACAUAUAGCAACAGUGAACUCCAUCCCUGGAUUCCUCUAUUUACAGUUUUUGAAAGGUCAAAGACUUCCCCCAGAGAAUGACAAGUGGUUUUGACAACAUACUCUAGGGCUUCUAUUAAAAAUAAUCCUGUAGAAAUGCAAAAAGAAGUUUAACUAUCAAUCAGCCUGAUGAUUGCAAAUUGCUCUGGGGCUUGAAAUGGGACUGUGUCCAUUCUUUUUCUGCGUUCCAUAAUUGCUAUGCAUAAGGCUUCCAAAAAUCGGCGCAUAGAAACUUAGCGAUAAUUUAUAAUGAUUAUGUGACUCUUCGUGUGUAUUAUUUUACAAACUAAAAUACUGCCAAAAGAUGUUAGUCAAACACUGGGGCACAAUCUGUGGUUCUAACUGCCACCUAGUGGCCAUACAAAUAAAUGCAUCAUAUUGCAAAGAA